This is a messenger RNA of Rhincodon typus (whale shark), 4348 nucleotides long. RefSeq names its product FKBP prolyl isomerase 11 (gene fkbp11). NCBI's taxonomy places the organism in Eukaryota, Metazoa, Chordata, Chondrichthyes, Orectolobiformes, Rhincodontidae. The record is from RefSeq and is a predicted model, not a curated record. The transcript is spliced from 6 exons. Gene Ontology annotation, molecular function: peptidyl-prolyl cis-trans isomerase activity. Gene Ontology annotation, biological process: protein peptidyl-prolyl isomerization. Bases 3763 to 4332 code for a protein of 189 amino acids.
UCAGGGCAAUCAGGGACUUCAAUCAAAUGCAUAGCCAAACAUCAGAGCGACAGGUAGGUUUGUUGGGGGCACUGGGCAACCUGACAAAGGUUGCAGCAAUGCAACUGGGACUUUGCCUCCAGGCACGUGAUUGGCUGCUGCCGUGGACAGUUUGGUUGCCAUGGAGGGCCAUUUCCAACAGUCUCAGAAUCAACUGGAUAUGUGAACAGACCUGCAGUUCAUUGCUCUAGCCAUUGGCACCAGCAGAAUGGCACAGGGACAAGGAACCUAAAUCUCAUACUAGGUACCCCUUCCUCAGACAGUGGUGCCAAUAGAUACCCAGCAGGACCACAUACAGGCUCCCCAGAAUCUCCUCACAGGACAUUUCCAGAGAUGGCUGAGCCACUUGCCUCCAGCCUGCCAUCCUUAACCCUGUGGGAGUUCAAGAUUAGAAGGGUGCACACUCAGCAUGUCUGGGUCUUCUGUACAAAAAUGGCCCUGAAGUCAUCUGACCAGAUCUUUAAGGCUGAUGGGCUCCACCAGUGUUGUGGAACCCUGGCCUGCAUUGAGGCAUGUUGGAGGGGAAAGGAAGACGACUUUCCUAGAGCAUACAGGUGCCCCUUCACUAUAAGUUCUCACUUUUGUAAAUAUGUUCCAUCUGUGAGAGUCUUGGUCUACCCACAAAUGCAACAUUGCAAGUACUGAACCUCCACAAUGCGCCCUGGACUAAGGUGUACAGAGGGUACAGUGUACCGAGUGAAGGCAACGGGUAAAUCACAGGCAACUGCAACUUUGUGCAGCUCUGGUGCGCGGACCGAGCUAUUGUGUCACAGGCAUUGUCAGGGUUCAGCCAUUAGCCCGUGAAUAGUGGACACUCCUCAGACAGAGUUCCAGGCUCUACCUUUUCCCUGUAGGUGAACACCUAAACGUCCUCUUCCUGUUAGGGAGGGGCUAUGUUUAUCAACCCCAUCGGCUUUGCAUCUGCCCACUUAACAAACACCACCCCCUUGGCAAAAUCUGUAAACAUUCCAGACGUGCCAGGGCACUGUUCCCAGAAGCCUCCUCACCAAUGGAACCUCCUGUGUGGCCCCUUUUCCCUCCCAUAUUCUAUCAUGUCUCCCUGUACCUUACAAAUGUUUUUAAUCAGCCAGUUCAGGUAUGUUAUUACAUACUUCUGGAGUAGAUGGGAUUUGAACCCAGGCCUCCUGCUAGGGGAUGCUAUCACUGUGCCAGAAGAGCCCUGCCCUGCCCUGCCCUCCUACCCUACCCCCAUCUUAUAUACCAAGUUACCCCACUCACUAUUGUCAUGCUCUCUGCAUGCAAAUUGGGUUCACAGGUUCCCUGUGUCUGAUCUGCAGCAUCGGCCCCCUGGUAAUCCCCCUCCUGCCCCCUGAAUCUUUUAGGGGGUGCAUCCCAUGACUACCUAUGGCCCAAACCCCUUAAUGACUUAGUUGGAGAGCCAUGAAUGAGGAGUGGCCAGAUACCUGACAGCUCCCCAACCAUAAUUUUGUGAAUCCCUGGACUGACUGCUCUAGACCUGCAGGACCGCCCAUGACCCACCCUCCAAACUGUAGAGGUGUGAGCCCCUUGACCCUCAAAGCCUAAUUGGACACCUGACCAUGCCCAUGCCCAAGCCCCUGGAUUGAUACCAGACAUUAGCCUUGACUUACUAUGCCGGGACUCCCUCACUGGCUACUUCCCUGGACUUGAGUUAGUACUGCUCCCCUCAGACAUGGUUGUUUGCUUGUAGCAUGUAUAGUGACUUUGCCACCUAAGGUGCUGACAUGUGGUACAGGCACAAGAAUGGUGUAGCAAUGAGCCAUACAGCACGAUGCCCACUCCUUUAAUUAUGAAUUCUGUCAAACUUCCUGGCUUUGUGUCUGCACUAAAAGGGCAGAUAAUACAGCAGUACUGUGAGCCUUUAAGUUGUGGUCAAGGAUGUGGCAAGGCAAGGAUGCCAUGUGCAGUCAAAGGCGCUAAGUGAGCAGACUGGUUCAAUUUGAACUUGUUGCCUAUCCCUGUACAGUGUCCUUGCAGCUGCAUUGCACUCCAAAGUGCAGCAUUAAAUUGCAGCAGUGUACUGUAACUGUAUCAGAAAUGUACCAUGAUGAUGUAGACUGACUGGUAUGUCAUAUGUCAGUGUCCAGAGAUGGGGGAUUAUUGGGGCAUUUUGGCUGGAUAGUUUGGUUGGCUUGUAAUGCAGUGAUGCCAACAGCAUAGGUUCACACUCUGCACUGGCUGACUUUACCAUGAAGAUGGCAGUGGAGCAGGGCUUCUGAGUCUGCUCUGUCCACAUUUCUUUUCAUUUGUUUUUCACUUUUGGUUUUUUUUUUAUUUUGUUUUACUUACUGGUGGUGAGUAAACCCAGUAGCAGGGAUCGUGGCAGUGACAUCAGAGCGUGUUUGGGCUCCUGGCAGCUUCCCCAUCAACGAGGCGCUCCUAGUGCUGCUCGAGUUUGGGUUCCCAGCAGUGUCCAGUGCAAAUUUAAUGGAGGCGGAGGGCAGUUUGUGCCCGAAGCGGACUCGUGGCGGUGGCCGAGUCGAGUUUGGGCUGCCGGUGACAUUGGUGGUGUCUGCAUUGGCGAGUUCUAUUGAGGACUCACCAUGGCGUGACAAUAAUCAAAUCAGACUUCCCUUCUCAACCUCUCCCCUCACCUGAGGUGUGGUGACCCUCAGGUUAAACCACAACCAGUAGUCUCUCUCUUUGUCCUACCAGACCAAUGGCAAUGUUACCUUUUACUUUAUGUAGCCGCAUUUUUGAAACGGAGGCCCUGUAUGCUUUGUCUCCUCGGAAAGUCAACACCUCAGUGCAGCAUUUCUCUUUGUCCUGGAAUCCAGAAGUGUGGGAAUUUUAGAACAAUGUUGAUUCGUCUUGAACAGCCCUUGUUGGGGCCACAAAACAGUCAACUUAAAAGAACUAGAACGCAAACGUAACAAUAUUUUAAACACAAUUUUGAUAUCAGGUGAUGGUGCGCCCUGUAGGCAUCCCAGUGAACACUACGUGCUCCUUCUCAAUAGACAAUGGAACGUGGACAUAGCCAUGGAAGAAGGGCAAACAGUUGGGUACUACAGGGCCCUCCCUACUCACUUCCUGGACCUGUUGAUGGCCACGUUGGCCAAGAGCUGGAGGAGCCUCUCCUGUCUGCUUUUCCCCUCUACCUGCACCACCCUUCCUUUCUCCUGCGGUAAACCCGCCCCCCCAUACACACAAUAUACACACACACACACCCUCCACCUGCAGGAGGUGCCCAUAGAUCAGGAGGCUGGGGCCUGAAGUGGCGCCAAAAUUUUAAAUGGAGCCGCUUUAAAACAUUAAACAAUGGCUGCAAACGAAAACACUCAAUCAAAAAAAAAAUGCAUUUCCCCCAAGCUACUAAAACGACAUGUAGCUGGGCACCCAGUGAGACAUUACUUAAACCGCUAUUCAAUGAGACUGCUGCAUGUAACACUAUCCACCCCAAAUCCCCGAUGGGGGAAGGAAGGAGCCCCUUUUUAUAGUCGUCCCUCCAACGGUGGAGAUCCCCACUGGAAAGUAGGACUCAUCCUAGUGGCGGACAGGGCGAGGAAGUAAAUGCCAUGUAGCGAGCAGCCCAGAAUUGUAGGAAAUGAGUCGAGACCCUGACAUUCACCAAUGGAGUUAGGCGGUGCUCGCUGGUAAAAGAGACUGCCGGGAUAGUGGAGGGCUACAAUUUGUCUCCCAACGCCGUGGAAAGGCUGGGUUGUAAUCCAGGUGUGUGUGUGUCUGUUGACUGGGUUCACUCACCCUGUCUGUCUCUGGGCAGAAAUGAGUACAGCUGCGCUCCUAUCUCUGAUCCUUGCCUUACUGAACGGAACCGCCAGCCAGGAUGAAAACGGGCAAGAACUUAAAGUGGAAGUCUUGCUGAAACCUGAAGGCUGUCCUGAGCUAUCGCAAUUUGGAGACACUCUUCACAUCCACUACACUGGGAAGCUGGAAGAUGGAACUUUGUUUGAUAAUUCUUUAAUCCGGGAUCCUCUGGUGGUUGAACUUGGCAAAAAGCAGGUUAUUCCAGGUUUGGAACAGGGUCUCCUCGAUAUGUGUGUUGGAGAGAAGAGGAAGUUAACAAUUCCAUCUAACCUUGCAUAUGGGAAACGAGGCUUUCCACCCUCCAUUCCAGGAGAUUCUGUAUUGUUGUUUGAGACAGAGUUGAUCACUUUGGUGAAAUCAACAUACUGGAAGAAAAUAAUGGACAAUGUAAUCCCAAUUGCCUGCCUCCUACUGGUCCCUGGACUUUUGUGUCUAAUAGGCUAUUAUCUCUAUCUUAAAGCAAAUACACCAAAAAUCUCCAAACGGAAACUCAAAGAGGAGAAAAAAAGCAAAGGAAAAAAUAAAUAAUUUUUCUGCAAACUUG